GCACUCCCAUCAUGUGGCGCUGAGGUCGUACAGGAAGUCGUUGACUGCACCUUCCUUCGUUGUUCCGUUCGCUUGGGUAGCUGCGACAUGCGACAUGCGCCUCUUCUUGCUGCCCGUAUCCACUAGACGGACCCUCAUCUAUUGCGAACGCGUCCAGGAAGCUGCAACGGGAGCCGGAACAAAACCGCCGUUGCAGGAGCGCAUCAUCACCAAGGCAGCGACGACAUGGGCAAACUGGGAGAAAGCUGAAAAGGGCUGGCAAAAGCAGACCACCGUCUACGCCAACAAGCUGUUUAGGCGCAUACCAUUUGAAGAAUGGGGUCUCAAAACGAUCCCGCCUGCAACCAAGCAGCGCAUUGCAGAUAUCGACCAAGGAAAUCUGCAAGUUGAAUGUCUAUACCCCGGUGCCUUCCUGAACGGCAGCAAAGUGCCCGAGAUUCUGAAGAGACUGGCAACGGAACGACAGGUCCUUCACAGAAAGAGGAUAUGGCAGUCAAUAGCUUUGAUGCCAGUCGUGGCGCCCUUUGCGCUGGUCCCCGUGAUUCCUAAUCUUCCCUUCUUCUACCUGGUCUGGAGAGCCUGGUCACAUUACAAAGCUCUCUAUGGCGGCCGGUUGCUCGAGCACCUCGUCACACACAACCACAUCAAAAUCGCUCCCUCUGCGCAAAUGGAUCAGCUGUACGCUGCUGGUCUGAUAUCCCCGAGCCGAGAGGCAACGCGUGGCGCGCCGCAGCCCAACACGGAAGAGAUCAAGAAGAUCGCAAAAGUAGUCGAGGCGCAGACACAGAACGGGACAGAAGAUGCCAUGCUUCUGCAAAAGUGGAAUGGCAAGUUGCUGGCAGAAGGUUUCAAGCUCCCGGAAAUGGAGAUCGAGAUAGAACGCGCCGUCGAGCAGGUCGAGCAAGCUAUCAAGGAGAGCAAACCUGAAGGUGAUCUCCAGGCCAAGAAAGAGGAGCUUCAAGAAGUGAUCGAGAAGAAGACGCCGAAUGUACAGGUGAAAGAGACGAAGCAAUGAUACACGACCGCCGGCACGAGGGUAAUGGUUGGAAGCAUGAGACGAUAGACGACACAUUGGAUAUACAUGACAAUACUACACUCGAUCGAUACCCAGUACUGUACCGAG
Cercospora beticola is the source of this 1123-nucleotide messenger RNA. RefSeq names its product Mrx19p (gene MRX19). Gene Ontology annotation, cellular component: mitochondrial inner membrane. The record is from RefSeq and is a predicted model, not a curated record. NCBI's taxonomy places the organism in Eukaryota, Fungi, Ascomycota, Dothideomycetes, Mycosphaerellales, Mycosphaerellaceae. Gene Ontology annotation, biological process: potassium ion transport; proton transmembrane transport.